CAAGGUUUAGUUCGAGCCUGAAAGGUAUCUUGUUUGAAAAUUUCGAUGUAAAUCAAACUUUGAAGGUAUUUUUCUAAUGUGUUCUUGAGAUCAUAGUAAGAAAAAAAGAAAUCAAUGUGAAUAAGUUCUAGACAGGAGAUCAAGGUACGGUAUUUCUGAGAAAAGAAAGAAAACAAAAACAUAGAAUGUUUACCAAAAGGAGGACCAUGUAACGGAGAGAAAAGUCACCCUCACGAAUGCGCAAUCAUGGAAACAAAUCUGUUAAUUUCAAUGAUGUUUUUGCCUUUCCACUAUUGCCAAGGGCUAAAUUUUCAGAUAAAUUUCAUCUUCGUCACCAUUAACGAAGAGAAGCAGCCAGGUUCAUUUGUGGCUCGAGCAAGGGCAGAUCCAGAUCCAGUAAGAUAUGAGCUCAGUGCGGAUGCUGGGAACCUUUUUGCUAUCGACAACACGACAGGCAUAAUAACAAUCGAAAGACGCUUUGAUAGAGAGGCUGAAAAUUACACACAAGAUACAUUCAUGGUGUACGCCUUUGAUGAUGCUGGCAAUAAGGCCUCAGCCCAAGUUUGGUUUUGGAUUCAAGAUAUCAAUGACAAUUCACCGCGCUUUCCAAGCCAACACUACAAUAUUACUGUUAAAGAGACAUGUGACGUUGAUCAACAGAUAUUCUCUGCUACAGCUUUGGAUGACGAUUUUGGAGAGAAUGCAGAAAUUCUCUAUGAAAUAGCAGAUGGAAAUGAAGAUGGAAUGUUUAAGAUCAAGGAUGCUUAUCACUGCGAUGUACUGUUGGUAAAAGCUUUGGACUUUGAGUUAAGAUCCUCAUACAAGCUCAAUAUCACAGCCUCAAAUUAUCACGAGAGCUUCUCGAAUUGGACAAUCCUGUCAAUAACAGUAGGAGAUGAGGACGAUUUGCCUGCUAAAUUCUCCUCCUUUGAGUACAGGGGAUUCGUAAGAGAGGACCGUAGUGUGGGAACGUCCAUCAUCCAAGUUACUGCGGCUGAUCAAGACAAACUAAAUGACCCAGUGACAUAUAAGAUGGUUGAGUCGACCAAUAAUCACAGUUUGUUUGUCAUCAAUGUAUCCACUGGUGUUAUCUCCUUGAAUGGAACGCUGGACAGAGAAGAUGUUUCUGAAUAUAAGCUGAGAGUGCUGGCUUACUCUACAUAUCAUCUUCCUGAUCAUGCCACAAUUGAUAUCCAGAUUGGUGAUGCAAAUGACAACUUGCCAGUCUUCUCAGCCAAGCAUUAUUCAUUUUCAAUUCAAGAGAAUGCAGGGAUUGGUGCCAUUGUUGGUGAAGUGAAAGCGAGUGAUGCUGACCAAGGAAUUAACGCCGCGUUUUCCUACGUUUCGCCGAAUGAUGGAACCCCCUUUGCCUUCGUUGCAAAUACUGGUGUCCUUGUUGUGAAUGGGUCGCUAAACCGUGAAAAGCAAGACCGCUAUACCUUCUUGGUAUUCGUCAAAGAAUUUCAAACUGUCGAAAAGUAUAGCAGCAACACCACGGUGAUUGUUACAGUGGAAGAUAGAAAUGACAACAGUCCACGCUUCUUGAAACCGUUCUAUGAAAUAGCAAUCCAAGAGGAGCUCCCCAGUGGAACAAAUGUCCUGCAGAUUCUGGCUAAUGACAGCGAUUCUUCAUUCAAUGCUUUAAUCGUCUACAGUCUUGUUCCAGAUCUGAACUAUCAUUAUCUAGAUUUUGUCAUUAAUCCUAUCAAUGGAUCAAUAACAACCACAAAACCACUUGAUCGGGAGAACAUCAGUAUUUACUACCUGACAGUGACGGCGGAAAAUAGCGCAUUGAACACGCAGACUAGGUCGAGCACGGUACCAGUCAAAAUCAACGUUGAAGACAUCAAUGAUAACUUUCCUCUAUUUGGCCAGGCCUUCUACACCGUCACUGUCACAGACUCUGCUGCAGUGAACACAACCUUCUUGACAGUUCAGGCCACGGACAAAGAUUUGGAUAAAAAUGCAGCGAUAGAGUAUCUCUUUCUGAAAGGAAAUUCAGGAACUGUCUUCAGUAUUGAUCAAGAAAGCGGUUCUUUAAGUGUUGCGAAAGAGCUUGAUAGAGAAAAAGUGGAAGUUUACCAUCUGAUCGUACAAGCAAAGGAUGGCGGGAAUAAGAGCACUGCUGUUAAUGUCACAGUUUUGGUGGGUGACGUCAAUGACAACUCACCCCAAUUCACCUCACUGGAUGGCCACCAGUUUUCUGUGAUAGAGGAGACCUCUGGACUGACUGUGGGAAAUAUCAAGGCAAACGACAGUGACAUAGGAAGAAAUGCUCAAAUAAUCUAUUCAUUGAUGAAUACACCAUCGUCCAAAAGUUUCAGGAUAAACUCUUCGACGGGAGAAAUUUUCACGAGCAAAGCGCUGGAUUAUGAAGUCUCUCGUUCUCACAUAUUGGUUGUGCAAGCUGAAGAUCAAGGGCUCCCGCAGUCACGAAGGACAGCGGUACAAGUGUCAAUCAAUGUUAUUGAUAUCAAUGAUAAUGCACCAAAAUUCUUCAACGUGCAACCUGAUGUGAAAGAACUUAAAAAUCUUCUGGCUUGCAUCGCAUACAACACAACGGAAUCCACUGUUUUCCGAGUGCAAGAUUUGACUCCUGCCAACACUGAGAUUGGCAGAGUGACAGCCUUUGACAGAGACAGCAGUGUCAACUCUAAGAUAUCUUAUCACAUUGAAGGUAAUGGAUCAAAAGUCUUUUCUAUUGAAAAUCAUACUGGGAUUAUUUAUGCAAAGCAACAACUGAAACGAGUUGAAAACCAAAUCUACAACUUGACUAUAAUCGCUGAGAACUCCUUAGCAUCUCCCAAGUUGUGGUCAACGAUGAAAGUCCAAGUGAUUGUGUAUGGCUUGAGUAGAAAAACACCACAGUUUACCGCUAGUGAAUAUCAUGCGGAGAUAUCAGAGGCUGCUACAGUCGGAACACCUGUGAUUCAAAUCAAUAUUACUAAUAACGUACAGGCUACUGCAUAUUUUGUGUUCAAAGUCUUACAUGACCAAAGUAGCGCGGGCUCAAGGAAGUUUACGAUAGAGCCUGAGAGAGGACUCAUCACCACUCAGGGAGAACUGGAUCGAGAAAUAACCGCUAACUACUCUCUGAUGGUCGAGGCAAAACUGUUAAAUCCAGAUCCUGUGCUUCAAGUGGUGUCAAGCGCGGUGCCCGUGUUUAUAAACAUCAGUGAUGAGGAUGAUAACAAGCCUCGGUUCCUCCAGCGCUCCUACCGGUUCUCUUCUGGCGAGUUGUCUAGAGUCGGUGACUUAGUAGGACAAGUAAAAGCCGUGGACAUCGACGGAGAACAUCAGUCAGAUGUGUUUUAUGAAAUUGCAAGCGGCAACGAGAAAGGUCUUUUCAAUAUCAGUGAGUAUCACGGAACAGUUUAUGUCAAGCAGGGUUUGGGAAAUGAAGCGGCUUCAUCCGUCCAAUUGCUGAUACGAGCACUUAAUUCACCUGUAGGACUGGGUAACAGGAAACGAAGAGACGGAGCUGUAGCUUUCGACGAGGUUUCAGCCACAAUUGAGAUUCAGGAUGAGAACAACAACCCUCCUGCGUUCAUCCAAUCACAAUUCAUCGGAGGUUUUUACGAAGGUGAAGCCACAAGGAACACGAACGUGGUAACCAUCCAGGCAUCAGACAAAGAUUUCGGCGCUUAUGGUUCUGUUCGGUACUCUAUCGUACAUGAAGAGACACCUGGAUUGUUCUUAUUGGACAAUACCACUGGUGACGUAGUACUUUCCAAUCUCUCGGACCAGGUCACUGGGAAGUUACUUUAUGUUCUGACCGUUUCUGCCGUGGACAACCAAGGAAAAGUACCAAGCAACAGGGCAAAUGAAAAUGCAUCUGUUCUUAUUUUUGUCCUCUCUGAUUCAAAAAAGCUGUCACUUGAGCUUGGUGUUCCUUCUGUAUUUGUCCGAGAAAAGAGAAGCGAAAUUAAAAGUAUGCUGCGCAAUCUCACUGGAGGGACCGUGAUGAUGAAAAACAUCACAGGGACUGAGGAUGGAAGCACACUCAUCUAUUUUCAUGCUAUUGAUAACCAUAGCCUGUCUUUGUUAACUCGGGAUGAGUUUAUGAGUCGCCUGCGAAAUAAAACCGACCUGAUCAACGAUGUUUUUCGAAAAUGGAAUAUACGUGUUCCUCUUGUUGGGACAGCAGAUGCGUCCAGGGACUCAAGGGAGGAGUUCAGUAUCCUGAUAGCUGUAAUGCUGUUGCUGUCUGGCUGUAUCGGAGUGGGGGCAAUCAUUAGCAUUUUAAUAGCCAGGAAAAAGAGGAAACGGCAAAAGAGAGCCUACAAGACAACUGGUGAAUCACCAUAUCCACUUACGACGCCUUGGUAUUUGAUGGAUAUGCCCGGCACAGGAGUAUUUUCUGAGUCCAAAGCAGAUGGAACUCGACGACCUUUUAGAGACAAUACGAAGUAUACGGUUCAGAAAGUUCCAACAAACCAGGGCGAAUUCAGUCUUCUUCGUACACCAUUGAGAUCAAGUGGUUCCUACAAAGUAAGAAACCAACAGAGGAAAAGAUUUAAGGAGCAGAGAAGAGGAGCUGUUUCUUUAAAUCAUUAUGAAUUCGCCCCUAAUCACCACUCGAACAGCAGUGAAAUUGAUGGAAGCCAUGACGUAGUAGACAAUUUUGCAAGAGACACCUCAACGAUUGUAGAAAACAUGGCGAGCCAUGGCAAUGAAGGAUUUGAUCGCAGUCAGGGCCAUGAGAGGAGCGAAGAGAAGCCCAUGGAACGUCAGAUGGUUUGUGAAUUAGGCGAGGAUACGCCUUGUCAGUUAAGAAGAGCAACGAACACAGUUCGGAGAGUGAGGUUCGAUUUGCGCGGGACAGAAGACAGAAAAGGAGAAAAACGAACAGCCAGGAAAAAUUUUCCUGAUAUUGUUGUGAUCAGUGAAGAAGCAGAUGGAAGCUAUCAGCUUGAUGAACAUGAGAUGAAGAGAUUCUGUGAUAACGAGGAAGCUAACGAUGAAGAUGACAAAGGAAAAAACCCGAUUGACGUAGGUUCUAUGUUUGAAAACACAAGGAGAUCAGCUAGCGUGGCCGCCAUAAACGAUGAUGAAGGAACCGUGGUGGAGAUUUAGCAAAAUUUUUACUCCUUUCUAAAGAUUAAGCUGAAGGAACUGUCUGCAAAAGGACUUUUAUAUCAUCUUUCAUUUUGUCCAUCCUAUGCAGUGAUUUCCUCUUGAUGCACGGGAAUGUUUUUCACAUUUUUGGGGAGUUAUACUUUUGCGCGUUUUGUAUUUAGCUUCACUUUAAGUCAGUAUUUAGCCAACUCUGUACCAACCUAAUAGCCGUUUGAUUGAAGGGCCUAAGCUCAAAGUUUCACUUCAUUUGAUUUCUCUUGAACUAGAACUUGUACCGUAGUUUUUGGGUCAUUUUCACUGAUCUCGGCUUGUAUUUAACUAUGAAGUCCACGUUUUUUUUUUCAUACAAACAAGUUCUCAGGGUUUGAACUCACCGUUGGUAGAUAAAAGUAAUGACCAGGCGCGAAUUAUGUACUGGAAAUAGUUUUGUUCGGCAAGUUCGAACCAAGUUGUAUGCACUGAUUCUUACGAAGUGAGUUUGCUAGUGGAAAUAGAUGAUGAUUCUUUUUGUGUAGUUAGUUAGGUAUUUGGUAUUUGUGAUCCCUUACUACAAAACGCGCUUAGUGAAACAUCGGCUGAAUUUAGCAAAUGGACCUGCAUUGUAAAUUGUCUUUAAUGCGAUAGAAUGCUCAUCAUGAUAAGUGCGCGCUCAUUAAAAGCAUUUAAAUGAUCUAA
Stylophora pistillata is the source of this 5754-nucleotide messenger RNA. Its product is annotated as protein dachsous. Gene Ontology annotation, molecular function: calcium ion binding. NCBI's taxonomy places the organism in Eukaryota, Metazoa, Cnidaria, Anthozoa, Scleractinia, Pocilloporidae. The record is from RefSeq and is a predicted model, not a curated record. Gene Ontology annotation, biological process: homophilic cell-cell adhesion. Gene Ontology annotation, cellular component: plasma membrane; cell-cell junction.